CUUCGGGUCCGCCGUUGCUGUCGGACCCCGUUCCCCGACCGUGCACUUUGACGGUGCCAGGGAGGGGAAUGCAUGAGAGUGAUCUUAGGGCUCCGUUGGGCCUACAAUCGGGCUAUCGUCGACCGUGUGGUUGGUAACCCUUCGGUGAUGAAAGGGUUGGUUGAUAGAUGAGGAAGAUCGAGAACUUUGGUGGACCUGGCCGGCAAGCAGAAAGCCGGUGGCUAUGCUUGAUGAUCAUUAUGUCUUAUUAUGCCCUUUCUUCCCUUUGUUUUCUGCUCUUGAUAUUCUUUUCUGUUGUAUUCAGACAAAACCAUCGAUAUGAACUGGCUAGCAGUCGGAACCGGCGUAGGGGCCACACUUGGGAAUCCGAUGAAAACAAGUCCAUGAGAGGAUCGAGAGUACUGGCAAUCAGCAAUGAUUAAGAGGAAGAGUCUACAUGCAAAUGCAGCAAUUGGAAGUCUACU
Messenger RNA from Aspergillus steynii IBT 23096, 464 nucleotides. RefSeq lists its product as uncharacterized. The record is from RefSeq and is a predicted model, not a curated record. Lineage: Eukaryota; Fungi; Ascomycota; Eurotiomycetes; Eurotiales; Aspergillaceae. The transcript has a single exon. The coding region runs from base 168 to 422 and encodes 84 amino acids.